AUGGUCUAUGGUUUCACUCUGACUGACAAGUAUCUCAUCGCUGCUGCGCAAACAUGUGUCGUGUAUAGCCAUGAUCCCCUCCGCCCGGGAAAACAAGCCGACUUUAAUAUUGGGUUUAACUGGGAGGUGAAGUGCCACCCGGAGUCUAACCUCUUGCUUGUUGCUACAUGGGAUGCCGCUGGCAAGGUAGGAUUGUGGAAUUAUGAGAAUGGUACGUACAUCCAGGACUUUAUCGGGGGCGGGAUGGCACGUUCUGUUGCAUUCAUCAACAAGUCCCAAUAUGCAUCUAGUUCUAGCAGUAGCGAGAUUCUGCUAUGGCAGCGAGAGAAGCAAGAGCCUACCCGCACUCUCCAGGGUCAUAGAGGACGGGUCACACGGCUAGAAAGCAAGGAGAGCAUGUUGUUUUCUGCAUCUGAGGAUGGAACUGUACGAAUUUGGAACACAACGUCCGGUGAAUGUAUUCAAGUGUUGGAAGGCCACCCGGAGGAUACCUCGAUUCUGAAUUUUAGCCCUGAUGGCUCUCCCCUUCGCGUUGGCGGCGGCACUGGUCAAGUUCGCAUUUGGGACUGGAAGAAUGGCAAAAUGAAGGCAGAACGACAAACUGAAGCCAGGCAUACUACGCUCUACUUAAAUGCCAAUGAUGGGAACCUAAUAACUGGUGGGAUUGAUGGAACAAUUAAGACUUGGACACAGGAUGGUGAGCUCGUCGACAGCUUUGUUGCGCAUGGAGUCCCAGUUCGUGGGCUUGGUAAGGUUGGUCAAUUUCUAGUCACUAUUGGAACAAGUGAUGGCCGUAUUAAGCUUUGGGAUUGGCAAAGCCGGAAGUGGCUCGUUGAUCUUCAGGAGCCAGUUGGUUUUAUCAGGAAUGCUACGACAGGACAUGGGAAGUUGGCUAUCUUGUCCAAGGGUGAGUCUGGGGAGACUCACAAUGUACAGGUUUGGGCUCUGGAUUUGAUUGAGCAGUUUGCAUCCAGGCAUGUUGAUAGCGCGUUUUAG
Clonostachys rhizophaga is the source of this 996-nucleotide messenger RNA. The record is from the annotation of a GenBank genome assembly. NCBI's taxonomy places the organism in Eukaryota, Fungi, Ascomycota, Sordariomycetes, Hypocreales, Bionectriaceae.